Condylura cristata (star-nosed mole) is the source of this 958-nucleotide messenger RNA. It is a transcript of the gene DCXR, whose product is annotated as dicarbonyl/L-xylulose reductase. The transcript has 8 exons. Gene Ontology annotation, molecular function: carbonyl reductase (NADPH) activity; L-xylulose reductase (NADPH) activity. NCBI's taxonomy places the organism in Eukaryota, Metazoa, Chordata, Mammalia, Eulipotyphla, Talpidae. The coding region runs from base 1 to 735 and encodes 244 amino acids. Gene Ontology annotation, biological process: xylulose metabolic process; glucose metabolic process. The record is from RefSeq and is a predicted model, not a curated record.
AUGCAGCUCAACUUCAGCGGCCUGCGGGCCCUGGUGACCGGGGCCGGGAAAGGGAUCGGGCGGGAGACCGCCAAGGCGCUGCUCGCCUUGGGAGCCAGAGUGGUGGCCGUGAGCCGCACCAGCGCCGACCUGGUCAGCCUCUCCCGAGAGUGCCCCGGGGUGGAGCCCGUGUGCGUGGACCUGGGCGACUGGGAGGCCACGGAGCGGGCGCUGGGCGGCGUGGGCCCCGUGGACCUGCUGGUGAACAACGCGGCCGUGGUCCUGCAGCAGCCCUUCCUGGAGGUCACCAAGGAGGCCUUUGACAGGUCGUUCAACGUGAACCUGCGGUCCGUGUUCCAGGUGUCCCAGAUCGCUGCCCGCAGCAUGAAGGCCCGCGGGGUGCCAGGCUCCAUCGUCAACGUGUCCAGCAUGGUGUCCCACGUGUCCUUCCCCAACCUCAGCACCUACAGCUCCACCAAGGGCGCCAUGACCAUGCUGACCAAAGCCAUGGCCCUGGAGCUGGGGCCGCACAAGAUUCGGGUCAACUCCGUGAACCCCACGGUGGUGCUGACGGCCAUGGGGAAGAGUGUGACGCAGGACCAAGAGUUCACCCUGAGGCUCAAGGAGCGCCACCCGCUGCGCAAGUUUGCUGAGGUGGAGGACGUGGUCAACAGCAUCCUCUUCCUGCUCGGCGACUGCAGCGCCUCCACCACCGGCUCGGGCGUCAUGGUGGACUGCGGGUACCUGGCCUCCUAGGGCGGCGGGCACAGCGGCGCAGGCCCCGCCCACCGCCGCCCCGUCCCACAACGACACGCCCCCAGAGGCCAGCGCCCCGCCCCACGCUGGCCACGCCCCCAGAGGCCAGCGCCCCGCCCACACGCUGGCCGUGCCCCGCCCCCCGGCCCCGCCAGACCCCGUCUGCAGACCCUUACCGCCCGCGAGACCCAGCCGUGGACUGGCCAAAUAAAAGGAGGCUUCU